UCCUGACAGAACUUGCCGACAGUCGCUCGAAAAGAACGACACACGGCAAAACAUCGAAAUUUCAAGUUAUUUUUAUGUUUAUUUUGUUAAAAGUCAAUGAAACUGUUCUGUUAGUGACUUUAUUUAUAGAUUGAUUAGUAAGUUAUUUUGGGUGCGUAGUUUUUUUUAAAGAAAGGGCGAAAAUAUGGCCGAGAAAAGAGCUUAAUGGCCGGUCAUCGAAGGACAAAGACGAAGCAAGAGUUUAUCAAUGAGUUCUAACUCGGCUAGCCCAAGAAUGAAGCGGGGAAUGGCUGGUCGGGGAGGCCCUGGCAGGUAAGGAAAGAUAUCUUGUACUUUAAAUGUUUUAAACCGUCUCCUAACUCAGAAAUAUGUCGUAUUUGUAAUGUUUAUUUUCGUAUAUGUUUAAUUCUAUUAUGUUGUUUUUGAUUUGUAUAUUAACCUGUCAUAGCAUAGUUUCGUCACUUUUCUCGAGUUUUAGACAGUUCUAAACACAACCUGUCUAUCUCGACAACGUCUUUAUCAUAUUUCCCAAAUCAAAGUCCUGAGGGGUAUAAAAAAUGACAGCAUUUAGAGCUACAAUUUAGAUUUCAUAACAUGGAAUAAAAUGAACCUUCUGACAAAGUUAGGUCCACGUGCGUCGUUUAAAUGGGCUACAAAUGAUUUCCUGAAGUUUGAUUUUGCUUUCUAGAGGGAGAAUUAAACCGUCUUCUAACGCAGGAUCUCAGCCGAGCCAGGUUUGUGAGAAUUUCGCUGUUUUUGGACGAUUUUAGCAACAAAUUAGCUUUCUUAAACGAACUGCUGGAGACAAUCCCCCUUGUUUCCUGCGUUUAGAUUUUGCCAUUCUUGAAAUUGUUACCCCCUUAUUUUUCUAAAAAUAUUUGCUUUGAAAUCUAGAACCUAGAAGGGUUGUAUUCAAAUGACAGGCUUGUCAAUGCAGUGGCUUCAGUUUUGGUAAGCAAUGAUAUAAAUUUGGCUCUAAAUAUUUGUUGAUAUUCGAGUUCUGUCAACAUUGCCCAAUAAUAUGACAAAACUGGCUAAAUCUAUACUAAAAGAUAGAUGAUCUGCCUGGACAAACUAAAUAUGUGGCUAAACGUAGUGUUCUAAUUGACCAUGGUUUAAAAAUUCAGUGCAAGACAUAAGUUGUCCGGCUGAUUGUUGAACGUUGUGUUAGGGUUUCUUUCAAAUCUUAAAAGUAUCUGUUAACCCAUUGAGUGGCAGCACUCUCCCCUUGACGAGUAAAUUUGUCAGGCGUUAGACAGAAAUAAUAAAGUAGGGUGCAUUGUCACUUAAAGGGUUAAAGUAAUUUUUACCCCUGUGAGUGGUGUUUUCAACUAUUUUUCCACCUCUGAUAAUAAAGUUAAUGCAGGCUUAAUGAAUUAAUUAGGAAAUAUUCUGCUGUCCACAAUGAAUAGCAGAAAACUAUUCUAGUUUCAAACCUGUAAUAAAUUAAAUUUUGAAUAUAGGGAUGUAAUGCCAAAGUGUCCGAGAAGAGUGGAAAACAGUUUGAAGGUGUCUUUAAAACUAUGUCUCCAGAGGUAAGACCAUCGAAUAACUGUAAUUUUGAAGUAAAGUGCCCUGCUUUCAUUUUGUCUGUACGAACAGCUUUGAAACAACUACUGAUGCAUAAUUCCUAUUGGAAAACAGGCAAGUUUAGUUCUUGGAAAAGCCAACCAAGUUGAAGAACAAAAACAGAAUGGAGUUGUUGUAAGUUUUAUUCACUUGACAUAUUUUUCGUGCUUGAGUGGCUACCAUAUCUGAAAGGUGAUAAUCACACUUAAGAAGUCCUUAGAAGCCUUGUUCAAAUACUAGAAGCCCAUGUUUUAAUUAUACUGUGGUCAUUUUGUUGUGGUUAUGCAAUAUUUAUUGUCUGUUAGGAUGGUGGGUUGCAGAAUAUAGAUAUCAUUGAACAGUUUGUCAUGAAUCGUAAAGACUGGGUCAGAGUUGAGUUCAAGGAUGUGAAUGUGGAAGAAUGUUAUUUUACUGGUGGCAAAAAAGGUAGAAUUUAUUUACCGUAGAAUUUAUGUACCGUAGAAUUUAUGUACCGACCACUGUUGAUGCUGAACUGUCACCAUACCGUAAACCUCCGACUAUAAGCCUCCCGAAUAUAAGCUCCUCCGAAUAUAAACCCCCCAAAUAUAAGCCCACCACAUAUACUAACGCUCACCUCAUUCCAAAUAUAAGCCCCGAAUAUAAGCCCCCCGAAUAUAUAAGUCCCCCGAAUAUAGGCCCAAUGGCCCACUACGUUAUUCAACAUUGACAUUGUCUUUUAAUAUAGCAGAGAAUGAUAUUUAAAAACAUUGUCAUUGUCUUUAUACAUGUAACUUACUAUGUUAAUCAAAGUGCAUUAUUAAAACAUGUUUAUUUUCCUUGUUUAUUACUAACACAAAAUAUCGUCCAUGUAUUAGCCCCCCAUAUAUUUACCCACCCAUAUACUUAGCCCCAGUAUAUUAGCCCCCUUGUAUACCCCCCCCCUUGUAUAAACCCAUCAAAAAUCGCUUACGAAAGUAUAUAAGCCCAGGGCUUAUAGUUGGAGGUUUACGGUAUUUUGUGUUUUCUUUCUUUAGAUUCAUUCAAAACAGACUUUGCCAUUGGUGGUAAUAAAAGAAUGAAUGGGCAAACAAAAAAAGAGCUUGAAGUAAGUGUUAUUUCUGCCCGCUGAGGAACGAACGAGGCAGAAAGCAGGCCUUGCUCCAAGGGGUGCGCGGUCGUGUGUGUGCAUGCCCAAGAUUGCUUAAGCGAGCGAUUCAUCGCGCGCACAAACUAAAUAUUUCUUCCAGAAUGGAGCUAAUUUGUUAAGUUAUUCACAAUCUUUCGGGCAAAAAACCUGCUCAUUUUCAUAGAAUGUACCAAUGACUAAACCCUCGAAAUUCGCCUCGGCACACAGCAAUUGCCGACGCAAAUGCCGAGACAAGUUACGAUUUUUCAUAGUUUGCCUCGGCAAAAAAAUGCUGAGGCAAUUCUACCCGUUGUACCUUAUAUAAAUUACAAACUACGGCGUCUGUUCGUUCGUUUUUUUUGCUUAAAUUUAAAUUUACAAACUACAGUGUUCGUUUUUUUAAUCACUUCUUUGUUCGAAUUGUUGUCAUCAACGUUGGGUGAACAACAGAAGAUUUCAUUCAUAGCUACUUUAAUUAGGCUACAAAAUAUUUAAAUUUGAGCUUUCCAGCGUCGGCCUCGGCUGAAAUAAAGAACAAUCUUGAUGGUUUAAAGACGGCACGUGGAGAAACUUUGUUUUAUCUUUUAGACUGUCGCGUGAUUACCAUCAAGUUUAUUCUUUCAUACUAUUUGUUGUCAAUUACCACUAACUUUUUAAAAACAUUUUGAAUCAGGAAUUUGUAAAAUAACAACAACUUGUCAAACGUCAGAAUCUACGAUAUAUUUGUUUGCAAUAAUUUCCAUACUUUAAUUACAACUGCCGACGUGAAUGCCGGAGAGUGCCGAAGUAAUUGCCGAAGGAAUUUAAGGUGAUUUCUUUGCGUGCCUCGCCAAAAAAAAUUGCCGAGGUAAACUCGAAAAUUAUCGAAAUACUUCGGCAAUUAUUUGCCGAGGCAAAAAUAGUUGAAUUUCGAGGGUUGUGACUAAACAUUGUACCACUUACUCUGAGCUAAACGAAGGAAUAUAUGACUGUUUUGUGCUUGGAAUACAAAUGGAAAAGGUCGUACAAAUUGAGUUUUUCUUUUAUAUUUCAGGCAAUAAUAAAACCAUUUAAGAGUUGUAGUAGAUUAAUUUUAAAUAUAACAAUUAUUAAUUAAACAAAAGUUGACAUUCAAAGAAAAUAUUUGUCGUGAUGUUGUCAAAGUCAAAGUCAAAAUACUUUAUUUACCGAGGGUAAAAAACACCAUUACUGGUUACCCAGUAGUUUUCAUGAUGGCCCUCACUAAGCUAUGCAAUAAAAUAAAUCUACCAAAUUUGUACAAAUACUAAAUUUUCUAAUAAGUCUUUUCCAUGCGGAAGUGUUCAAUUGAACAAUAUUGUUCCUGAAAGCUAGAGUGUAUUACUUUUCUAAAAUUUGCAUAAGAGGGCAAUGCUCUUAAUUGACAAGUCUGUCUUGUUCCGCUGACGACAUGCACUCGAGUGGAAAGUUCUAAGGCCAGAAUUAUUUUUACAUUUUGGUGUAAUAAUAUUUAAUUUGUUAUUAGCUGAUCUGUAAUUUGUUAUAUUACAUUUUGGGCGAUAUUUUUCCAUCUUUCUUGCAUUAUAAAAUUGACAACAAAAUUGCAAAUCCUUAUGCACUCCUCGAGUGCCUAUUUUUUUGAAAGCAGUUUAUUGUUUUAAUUUGUAAAUCAACAAGAUUAUUUGCAAAUUGUUCAUUUCUAGAUUCACAGUAGCUCGCUAAACAUAUUUUGCAUGUGCGAUUAACCAUUCCCGUGCGAUUUUCUUCUAAAAGGGCAAGGCCUGAGAAAGUGUUUUUCUCAUACACUGCUGGGAGGGUGGGGUCAGAGCAGGGCUCAAAACUUGCAGUAUCCCGAUAUCCACAGGACAUCAGAUUUUAAUUUUGGAUACUGGAUAUCAUAAGCUCAGUAUCCCAACUGGAUACUAGGAAAACUUAGAAAUUGCGAUAGUAGAUAAUCAUCUAGACGUUGGGCAUGUUUCCGAACCUCAAUGUCUACGGAUUUUGGCAGAAUAUUUAAAAAAAAAAACAUUUCACAAACGGUGCUUUCUUUCGUAUCGCCGCAGUGUGUUAUUUUCAAUUUUUUCGAAUUUCAAUACAUAUUUUUAUUAUUGAAACUAAAGGCCUGGUUUUUGUUCAGCAACUGAAGGCCUGGUUGCAAGGUAAAAUUUUGCCUUGCUUAGAUACUGGAAAUAGAAUAUCUAGUAUCCAAAUCUGGGAUACUAUAUUUCAAGGAUGGAUACUAGAUUCUAUGAUGCUGGUAUCCACUUGGAUACUGACAAAAAUUUCAAGUUUCGAGCCCUGGUCAGAGUCACUUGUUUUGCUUCCCUUGUGUUAGCCUGACCUGUGUCCCACCCACACUACUGGCAGGAAGUGCCUAGUAAGCUACUAUGUACAGUAGUUGCAGUAGUGCCAACUAUAAUUGGGUUUAGUCUAACAUGUGAUACUUACUGUAGUUUAAUGACUGAGAUGCAGUAAUUUGUGCCGAUCCAUUUAUUGUAAAUACAAGAUCUUUUUAGUUCAUUAAAGUUCAGGUUUACGCUUGCAUGUACAGCAUCCCUCAUCAGCCAGUGAGAAGUUGUUAUACUAUAAGAAACUAUAAAUUGUGUAAGUCUAACAAUAGCAUUAUUUUCUAGAAAUGGGAGCCGGGUGAUGGCACUGAUUCACUGGAAACUGCUGCUUUAGAGGGACAUCACAGCAUGGUACAAUGUUAUUCUUCUGAUAUUUGCUUUACCACAGUUAUUAGUGAGCUUAAGGUGGCUUCCUACAGUUUUAGGUCUGUGUCGCGGAAAUUUUGUCUACGCGCAAGAUUGGUAGUGCUACAUGCAACACACAUGGUCGACGUUGCACACACGGCAGGUUUUUUAAAAUUGCGUCGUGAUAUACACGCGUGUGCCUUCAUGUGAUUGUCGGCUGGUCACGCGAGGAAAUUGAAAUCCUGAUUUUUGUGACGUCACAUAGAUAAAAAUAAAUGUAUUUUUCUCGUGUUUCCUUCGGUAAAUUUUUUUAAAACUUCACACACUUUCCUGUAAUCUUGAAAUGCAUAAAAUGUGCAAGUUCUAAGAAAAUCGUACGAGCCGAAUUUUUUUUAUUCUAAAAACAGGGCUUUUUGAGGAUUAAAAAAAAUUCUUGUACGGUUUUUUUUAAAUGCUAUUUGAAGGAAUUAUAGAUAACAUUACUGUGUGCAAAAAGUUAAAAAGUUUUACCGAAGAAAAUUUCAAAAAAUUAUCAAAGAAUCUGCAAAUUGGCCCUUUUUAAAAUAGCUUUGUUACCAUGGCAACGGGGAUUUUUAACGACAUUUUUUAUUUUUCGUAAUUUGCGAUAUAUUUGUAGCAGUUAUGUGGCCGAGUUUCGUGAUCAUACUUGGCAAGAUGAGAAAAUAAUGUUUUUUUGAAUCCAAUUAUGUGCUAUACAAUCACAACUGUAGGGAGCCACCUUAAGGAAGCAAUGUUUUUGUCAACACAGACGUCACCCGGAAAUUGAUACAACUAAUUUUGCGGCAUUUUGGAUCAUAGCGCUUGUGCGAGGAAGCAAAAAAAAUUUAAAAUCUUAUGUUUUGUCAAAUUUGUUGAAGAUUACCACAAGCUGAGACUUUGUCGCAGGGUAUUAGCUAGAGGGCCGUGUUGGCCAUGUUAUCGCGGCCAAAAAUGGAAAAACACGGCUAUAUAAAAUGAACGCGGCUUCAUUAUUUAUAUAAGGCUGUGUAGGUUCAUAAAAUAAGAUGGUGCUACUUACAACAGAUAGAAUUUCUUUCUAUUUACGUCAUAAGAAAGUUUGUAAAAUCUACUGUUGAUUUUGAAAUUGGCAAAAGUGAUGUUUUAAUGUUUUGAUGGAUAAUGGGAACCGUAUGGUGUUAAAGUGGUUUUAAAUACCCCCAAGAAUUGCUGAAAUAACUUAAUGCAAUAUGAGUAUAUGCUCGCCUUGUAUUUGGUUGCAAAGCAUAGAAACAACCACAGGCAUUGUCUGUUGUUGUAGAACCGUGAAUUUAUUUGCACACCCUGGUCAUUUAGAAACACGCCCAAGAUCUAAAAUCCUAGCUAAGACCCUGAUGACAAACACAGCUUUUUAAAUAGCGUUGCUUGCUUACUAGGCAGUUGCGAUAUAUCGAUAUUUUUCCGGGAAAUAAAAAAUAUCUGUCGAUAUUUCAAAAAUAUCGAUAUUCGAUUUUUCGCAUAUCGAAAAUAUUGAAAGUUGUAACUAAACAACUUAAUCUCCGAUUCUUCGGCAAUUAUUGUUUUCAUUGGUGAAGUUUAGACAAUGUGUGUAUGGCGGCAAUUGUGGAUUUAUGAUACAAGUGCGUGGGCAAUUGAAAUUAAAAGCGAAGACAGAGAAACUGUGACCACAGAAAAUCACCAAUGGAGAUGACGUAUAAACCGUUGUUAAUAAAUGUGUGAGACGUACCAUGACUGGUUUCAUGCACUUCUUUUUAACUGUUUGUGAUGCGUAUAGAUGCAAGUUGACUAAAUUACGUUUUUCAUUUGCAUAAUUCGGUAUAAUCGAUAUUAUCGAUAUUUUUUUGAUAUCGAUAUAUCGAUUUUUUUCAAUAUCGCAACUGCCUAUUACUUACCUCCCUAAUAUUCUAUGUCAACUCUUAACAUAUCAUUGAUGUUGUCGCCUUCAUUUAAUAUUAGGAGAACGGAUGGACUCCUGAGAAGAUGUUCGAAAAAAAUGAAAAAAUGGUAAUUAAUUAUACUGUUAAGAUUUGUAGGUUUAUCUAUCUUUUAACAUUGCCAUUCUUUGUUCCAGUAUGGAGUCAAGUCUACAUAUAGUGAAGGAAUGGAAGAAUACACGUAAGUAUUUGUUGCACAUUGGACGUUUUCCAGCCAAACUCCAAAUUCCAAUCUAUUUUCUUGAAAGCUUGGGUUAACUCGAAGACUGUGUCAUUCAUCAAAGAAUACACAGAUGUCAAAUUUAAAUUAUUAAAGAAUUUUACUAUUAAUGUAUAGUGUGUUUGACAUAAAGUAUUUUAUACUUAUGCAAUUUAACUUAACAGACUCUAAGAAUCAAAAUGAAAUUGAAAAAAUGUCUGACCAAAUUCUGGAUGAACUUUACUGGACAAUUUUUGGACUUUAUUUCAAGCUUUCCUGUUCAUUCCUUGCCUUACUAUUAUUAUUAUUUGAAAGUAUAUAUGUAUAAUCUUAACAGGACUAAGCUUGAUAAAAAUGACACACCUGAAUACCGAGAAAGAGAGAGGUAUGCUGCCCAGAAAGCUGAAGAAAUUUUCAAGGUAAAUGUGAAUCAUACUGUAUUGUCCCAUUGUGUUUGAGAUAAGCCACCUCAAACAUGCUGCAUUUCAGUGACCGUUACAGACAUAGACGGAUUUUCAUAUUUAUUACUGGGGUGGUGCCAGAAAUUUUAGGGGGGUGAGCCAGGGGUUUUCAACAACUGGUACAAUCUGGUAUAUAUGAUGUGGUUUGUGUGUGUGAAACUUGGCUAAAUAAUACCGUAUUGGACAGUGAACUUUUGCAGGACUACUGCAUCUUUCGAAAAGACAGAGUUGGACGAGUCGGAGGUGGUAUUCUCGUUGCUACAAAGUUGAACAUAAGAGCAACUCGCCGCUUAGAUCUCGAGAAGCAGGAUGCUGAAUUUGUGGUGAUAGAAUUGAUUAAACCCAACAAAAAGUCAGUCUUACUAUAUACCUUCUAUCGUCCUCCUGACUCAACAACGGAACCCCUUCAACAUCUUAACACAUCCCUCCAAAACACCAGUGAGUCCAGUUGUUGUGUUGUAGUUGGUGAUUUUAAUCUCCCAGCGAUAGAUUGGUCUACUGACAGCACAGCUCCAAUUAACAAAGGAGAACGAGCGAUUGGUGAUGUCUUUUGCGACCUUGUUGGGGACAACUUCCUAACCCAAUUUAUAGAAAGUCCUACACAUAAAGCUGGGAACACACUCGAUCUACUUUUAUGUAAUUGUCCAGAAGUCAUUGAUGAGGUCAAUAUCAGAAGUCCUGAGGAAUGUUAUUUCCCAACAGAUCACCAAAUUAUUGACUUUAGUAUCAGACUGAACUUUCAACGAACCAAGUCGGCAGCGCGUCAAAUUUACAACUUCAAGGAAGCUGAUUUUGAAGGUCUCAAUAAUACGCUAAGUCGGAUAACAUUUGAUGUUAACACUACCAACGAUAUCGAUAAACUUUGGUCUUGCUGGAAAAAGUCGUUUCUUGACGCAGUAGAUAACCACAUCCCAACUAAAACAAUAAAGGAUACCAACUCUCUUCCUUGGGUAGAUAAAGAAGUCCGUCAUCUCAUUCGAAAGAAAUACUCAGCAUUAAAAAGAUACCGCCAAAACAAGUGUGAAACGAGAAAACAAAAGCUAAGAGGCUUAAGUGACGCCGUCAAGUCGCUAGUUAAAAAGAAGCAUAGGGAAUAUCUAAGGAAAAUCGAAACAUCAUUUGCAACUAAUCCAAAACUUUUCUGGACUUACCACAAAGCAAUUUUGCAUAGCAGAUCAAAACAGACUUCUGACAUUGUCUUCAACGGUAUUAGAGCAAAGUCUUCUGCAGAAAAAGCCGAGCUUCUGAAUUCUUACUUCUCCUCAGUAUUUACAACAUCCAGUACUGACAUCGGGGAUUGUGAUGGUGAGGCGUCUGAAACUGAGUCGGGAUUGGGUGAAUUAACAGUUGAUGUGGCUGAAGUGGAAAAUUACCUCAGAAAUUUAGACAUCACCAAAGCGAGUGGCCCUGACAAGAUACCAGCACGUCUACUAAAAGAAUGCGGUCGGCACAUUGCGCCUAGUAUCUGUGAGUUAUUUAACGUAUCCUUGCGUGUUGGACGACUUCCGGUAGAGUGGAAAUCAGCGAACGUGACACCAGUUCACAAGAAACAUCUGAAAGAACCAGCGGAGAACUACCGACCGAUAUCCCUUUUGCCUAUCAUUGCAAAACUAUUGGAACGUUGCGUAUGUAGGCGACUAUACGAACAUGUAAUUAGCGCUAUCUCCUUAGGACAACACGGUUUCCUACGCAAUCAAUUAUGCACUACACAACUGCUGCAAGUUUUACAUAAGAUUGGAGAAAACCGUGACAGUAAUAUUCAAACAGACAUUGUCUACUUGGAUUUUGCCAAAGCUUUUGACUCUGUCGAUCACGGUUUAAUCUUGGCAAAACUCAGGCAAUUCGGUGUACAUUCAAACAUGCUAAAUUGGUUCACUAACUACUUAACUGGUCGGACCCAAAGAGUUGUCGUUGAUGGUGUUGCUUCAGGUUGGUCCUCAGUAACAUCUGGUGUACCACAAGGUAGCAUACUUGGUCCAAUGUUGUUUGUAUUAUUCAUCAAUGAUUUACCCGACAUCAUUCCCGAAAAAUCAGAAACUGCUUUGUACGCUGACGACACAAAAACAUUCAGGAAAAUUACUUGCGAAGAUGAUGCUCGCCAAUUACAACAAACCCUGACAAACCUAGCCACCUGGAGCAAUACCAACAAUAUGAGGUUCAACGAGUUAAAAUGUAAAGUGUUGACUGUGUCGCGAAAGAAACAACCUGUGGACUUCACAUACCGACUGGGCUCAACCACUCUUACUCAUGUUGAAAAAGAGAAAGAUCUUGGGGUUACAAUGACUGGAAAGCUUUCAUGGGAUUCUCAUAUCCAUGAGAUCACAGCUAAAGCCAACAAGCUGCUCGGUCUAUUGAAGAGAACAUGCCCUUUCCUGACUGACGUCAGCGUCCGACGUACUUUGUACCUUUCGUUGGUAAAAUCCAAUCUAUGUUAUGCCUGUGAAGUUUGGUCCCCAUACAUCUGCUCACAGAAGACAAAGAUAGAGCGUGUGCAGAGACGAGCCACUAGAUGGAUAUUGAAAGCUAGAAAGGGUGACUCCAGCUACAAUGAGCGUCUCGUUGAUCUGAACUUACUACCUUUGUGUUAUGAUAGAGAGAUAAAAGAUCUAAUGUUCUUCUACAAGGCUCUUUAUGGUAUUUCCGAUCUCAAUGUUCAUGACUAUGUCUCGUUUGUAACCCAUAAUCACUCCCGUCUAUGUCGUAAUCCCAACCUGUUGCUCAAGACUCCAUUGUGUAAAACCACAACAUAUCAGAACUCAUAUUUCAACCGCAUCGUGAAAUUAUGGAACAGUGUUUGUAAAGUAGCUCCACCAAAUACAUUUUCUAGUGUCAAAACAUUUAAAUACUACCUCUUUAAUUAUUAUUCUAUGUUAGUAUCGACCGUAUUCGAUGUAAACUUGUUAUGUACUUGGUCUAUGUCACGUGACUGUUCCUGUCAUAGGAGUUAAUUGUCUUGUUGUAUAAACUUGUUAUUAGUAUUUACAUAGUAAACUAUAUUUACAUGUAUUCUGUUGGAAAGGUGCCUUGCAUGGAUAGCGCAAAUUAUUUACGUUCCGUUCGCACCUCUUCCAUUUGGGUAAUAUUUGUUCUUCGCAUGCGUAGUAUUAGUACGUCUUUUGUAAAUAAUUAUUAUAUUUACCCAAUAAAGUAUUUAAACAAAGCCGUGAGCAGGUGACUGAAGCAACACAAAGUGUCACCAAACCCCAGUAAGGUCUAUAUUCUAGGGGUGGAGCACUAGAGCCACGAGGGGGAGUUUAGAGAGCAGAAAACAAAGUGUCCCAGGAAAAAUUUGACAAAAAUCAUGAUUUCUAGCUUCAAAAAAAGUUUUUUGAACUUGUCAAUUUCUCAUAUCAAUGGUUUUGGCAUGUCCGAUUGUUUGUUGAGACUUGAGAGAGUUAAUCUGUUAAAGACUUUAAGUUAAAUGAACCUGUAAAAGUGUAAACCCAAUAGGCCAAUACACAAUAUGCUUUUACUUUUAUAAAGUCAUUGACAUUGUGUUGUUUGAAUCCGAGUACAAUUUAUGAUGUAACUCUGAUAUAAAUAAUAUUUGGGGAGUGAAGAUUAAAUCUAGGCAAGUCUAUUUCCUAAAAGAAUUAAAAACUAAAAAUAGUGUUCGUAAAAAUUCCAAACGUUUCUUGCGUGCAAGCUAUUUGCAUGGAUCAAACAUCAGAUGAUCAAACUGAUUAUCAAUUUCCCGUUUGUAAUGCAAAAUGACUGAAAAACGGCAAACUUCGCAAGGCUAUAUUAUACGCACUUUACAACAUUUCGCAACGAAACUUCGGAAUAUUACUAAUUUUGUGAUGCUCUUUCAAGCUGUGAUGAAAUUGUUGUCCAGGCAUAUCUAGAUCAAAAGUUCACUCAUAAGGGGAAAGGUCUAUUUAAGAAGUAACAUGUUCUCGCUCUUAUAACUGCAUGUUAACUGCUAAGGCCUACAAAAAAAUACUUCGAGCGAAGGCCCUUCGUUCUUAGUGUAACCCACCUGUUGAGAACUGUCCUUUUAUUCUAGGAAAGCCCACAUGAACGCAACAUAGACAGUGGUCGAUCAGAAGAACAGCUGUACAGCUCUGUUGUACGCAGCAAAACUUUUGACAGAACAUCAACAAAUUGGAGACAGCCUCAUCGUGACCGGCCACCUGAAAGAGAACAGCGAACGGCUAGGUUGCCACAAGAAGGUUUUGGGUCACCUACAUCUGUUAAAAAAGAACAAGGUAGGUUGUAUACAGGGCAGGAGAAAAGAAUUUUCUUCCUGGGAGCACAACCUGGAGACAAAAAUUUCAUAACCAUAUAAUGUUCUUAAUAAAAGUAAAAAUUUAAUUAGCUAACGUUUCGUUGUUUACAAUACAACAUCUUCAGAGCAAUCUAAAUGAAUUUACAGGGUAUGUAUUUUGUAAAUAUAUAUACCAUACCCUGUAAAUUCAUUUAGAUUGCUCUGAAGAUGUUGUAUUGUAAACAACGAAACGUUAGCUAAUUAAAUUUUUACUUUUAUUAUGUUUGGUUUUAAAGUAUUUGCUGGGCUCUGCUCUUUAUCUUUAAACUAAGAUUUCCGCCUGGUGUAUCAAUUGCCACAUAUAAUGUUCUAGCUGAUAGUGGUUUUAAAUUCAAGGAAGAAUGUCAACCAUAUGUUGUUGCGCCCAUAGUGGGACAUGGGUCUUAUGGUUUCCUUCAAAUUUUCAAUAGCAAAUCUUCCUUCAAACGAAUUUCCUGCAGCUGUUUAACAUUACCUGCGAGCAGUGCUCGCCUAUUUUUCCACCCCUGGUUGUAUCAGUGCUGGGUAAAUAUAACAGAAAGAGUCGAAGAAUGUUGCUGACAGCUGAUGCAGUGAUUAGUGCAUGUACCUUUCACUUCGGUGACUGAGCUUCGAUUCCUGCAGUAUGCAGUUGUCUCAUUAUAAUUUCAUCUCAGUCACAUGUGAGAAGAAUGCUUCUAGUUUGACUCUACUAAACACCUCAGGUUUUUUCCUGAUUUUUCUUAUGGUCCCUCUCUUAAGGGAGUCCAGAAAUUAGGGUUUUUUCAUUUUAGCAAUUCACCCAUUUCAAAAUUACUUAACCUAUCAAGGCUAUUAAGCGCCAGCACUCUACCCUUGACGAGUAAAUCAUUUGGCAUUAGACAGAGUAAAAUACUAAAGUAGGGCCAGGCUUUUAGCCAGGGUCCUAAAAGAGGGCGUCCAAUUUUGGUAUAACGAAACAUCUACAGUACAGUAGAUACUUCAUCUCAGCAUCUGUUCCAAGCUUGUUCGAAAUUUUUCAAACACACUUGGCUUUGCAGUCACAAACUGUGUUUUGAAUUAUAUAUUGAAUUCUCAAGAUGUCCGGAAUUUGUUUUUCACUUUAUUUUUUAAAAUUGUCGGCUGGUCAUGGUUUUUGGCUUUGUAAAUUUGUACCGCUAUGCUUCUUUACUUAACUAUGACAUUUUCAUUCUGCCAGGUACACCAUCAAAUUGAUCAAAAUGUCAAAUGUAUAAUAAUGAGAAUUGAAGCUAUUUCGUUUCAGAUAUAUUAAUAAUUUGGGCAUCCAAAGGCGUCCAUUUUUCGUUCUAGGGGUGUCCCGGGACGCCUGGACGCCCUUCUGGCUAAAAUCCCGAGUAGGCCGCAUCAGGGCACAAUGCAACUCAAUGGGUUAACUAUAAUACAAGUAGAUAUUUUGGGCCAGGAGUCUGUAGUUGAACAGGCCCUUGGAGUUAUACCUUUAGUUCAAUGUCUUUGCGUUAUAGUUAUGGUGUCACUGGUUCUGAUAGUUUUUGUUCAUCGCAAAGUCAAGUGUAAUAAUUUGUAAUAAUUUACUUUCUGUUAGCGAGAAGUCAACAAACUGUUGAGCCGCCCACAGUGCAGGUAUGAGCUACCCACGGUACAAAUGUGUUAAAUGAUUUGUUAGAAAAAACUUUGUUAGUAUCCAUUUCAUAAACAUUUUGUAAUUUUUAAAGGUGAAAGAGAAAAUUGAAAAGCCAGCAACAGAAACACCUGUAAAAUGUAAACCUGAACAGAAAGUUGAAGAAGGUAUUUUUAACUUGUGAUAAGUGCGGGUUAAGAUGAUGUACUACUUUCAAAUAGAGAAACAAACAAGCACAAAAGCAAACAGACAUGUAAUCGUUAAGAUGAUGUACUACUUUCAAACAGAGAAACAAACAAGCGCAAGGGCAAACAGACAUGUAAUCUUCAAAAUGUUUAGGAACGAACUUUCCCUAAGUCUCAUGUUAAUAGUAUAUAUUUAUAUCUUACUGUGGUCUAUAUAUUGAACACAAAAAAUAGACAUGUAAUCGUUAAGAUGAUGUACUACUUUCAAAUAGAGAAACAAACAAGCACAAAGACAAACAGGCAUGUAAUCGUUAAGAUGAUGUACUACUUUCAGAUAGAGAAACAAACAAGCACAAAGACAAACAGACAUGUAAUCGUUAAGAUGAUGUACAUGUACUACUUUCAAAUAGAGAAACAAACAAGCACAAAGACAAACAGACAUGUAAUCGUUAAGAUAAUGUACUACUUUCAAAUAGAGAAACAAACAAGCACAAAGACAAACAGGCAUGUAAUCGUUAAGAUGAUGUACUACUUUCAAAUAGAGAAACAAACAAGCACAAAGACAAACAGGCAUGUAAUCGUUAAGAUGAUGUACUACUUUCAGAUAGAGAAACAACAAGCACAAAGAUAAACAGACAUGUAAUCGUUAAGAUGAUGUACUACUUUCAAAUAGAGAAACAAACAAGCACAAAGAUAAACAGACAUGUAAUCGUUAAUAUGAUGUACUACUUUCAAACAGAGAAACAAACAAGCACAAAGACAAACACACAUGUAAUCGUUCAGAUGAUGUACUACUUUCAAAUAGAGAAACAAACAAGCACAAAGGCAAACACACAUGUGAUCGUUAAGAUGAUGUACUACUUUCAAAUAGAGAAACAAACGAGCAUAAAGGCAAACACACAUGUGAUCGUUAAGAUGAUGUACUACUUGUGGACAAACCACAGUCAAUAGAAUAAGAAGGCUAGGGAAUUCGAUGCAGACAUAGUACACCUCAUUAUCUAUGUUUUUGUCUUGGUUUACGCAAAAAAAUGGUCGAUUCAUCGUCACGUGUGUAUUGAAUUUGAAUUUUGAAUUUAUUUUAAAAAUUUAGUAUGGAAAUAUCACAGAAUAACAAUGUACUAGGCAGGUAACAAUAGGACACGAAGUCCCAAACAAGGUUAACUGCCUCACUCCUACAAUUACACUGAAAAACAAGUACAUAAUAGGCAAUUCCAGCUUUUAGUUUACGCGUGCAGGGGACGAUGGGAAGUAAUGUAUCACAUUGCUGAUUAUGCUGAAAAAAUAAUGGUGGCCGUGUAAACACGGAGUGAUAGCUUAUUCUUGUAAAUAUUGAAAUAUUUCGGUUGUUUUGAUAGUUUUUAUUGAAAAUUUUCAGCAUAAUCAGCAAUGUGAUACCUUACUUCCCAUCAUCCCCUGCAGGCAUAAACUAAAAGCUGGAAUUGCCUAUUGAUGAUGACAUUGGUGAAUUGCUAAAAUGAAAAAAAAAACUAAUUGUAUUUUCGCUAGAGCAAACCAAUAGCUAUGUUGUAAUUUAACCAUUCUGUAAUAUCAUGACUGGAUAAUUAAACCAACACACUGUUACUGGUUGGUUGGGGAAAACAAUACACAUUUGAGCGAUAGUGACGUCUAUUAUGUCAGCAUGGAGACACACAGACUCAUGUGAACAAACCAGGGCUUGAAUUUUAUCGCGGCACUUGCCGUAGAGGGAGAACAAAAUGCCAUGGAUCAUUGUGCAUUACUAUUUUGAUACUUGAAUUCUGAUGUUGAUCAAGUCGUGCCUAAAUUACUAUUUUAGUCUCAGUUUUCUUCGAAAACGUAAACGUUUUUCUAGCUUGUCAACAAUCCAAAGUAACAGUAAAAUUAAAUUUUUAUUACAGUUAUUUGAAAAAAAAAUGCCGUGAAAACUGCCAAAAUUGCCGUAGACAGCUGUUACGUUCUACGGGAAUUUUUAACGCCAUUGCCGUCGAUUGAUUUCAGGGAAAUUCGAGGCCUGGAACAAACAGACAUGUCAAACAUUUAUUUUAUUUCAUUCUCUAAUAAUUUCUUUAGCAUUCAGUGACGUGGUGAAAGCUGAUGUGAAACCUGCCCAGAAUCAAGCAAAACCCCUUCUGACCCCAGCCAACACACCUGUUACCCCUCAGACAACAGAAGGAUCCACAGAAACCCCCCAGGAUUCCAGCAACAGCCCAGAUGCAACCACAGCCAAAACAAGAAGUAAAGACAAUGUCAAAAUCCAGAAAGAGUUAAAAGAAUUCGCUGCUAACUUCCAGGUAAAGUGGAAACACAAAGGAAAAUAAAAAUAAAUGUCAGUUCGUUGCAAGCCUUGAUAAAAUAUUUUUCUUUCUGGCAGCAGGCUUCCCAGACCAAAAAUUUCCUGCCAAUUUUUUUUAUAAAUUUGAAUUUUGGUUGUAAUUCAAUAACAGCGUUGUAUAUACCACCUUAAUAAGUCAUAUACUACCUCAAUAUUAAGAAAAAUAUAGCGGUAGCAGUGCCACAUGAUAUAAAUUUUUAUGUUAUGAUUGUUGUAUUUAUGCUCUGAUUGUGAUGUUUGUUACUUUAAUGCUGAUUUUUGAAAUUUCUCGAGCUUCAUUCUUCAUAUCUUGCUUUUCCUUAAAAAUUUGCUGUGAGAUUAAAAAAUUUCCUGGCAGCAUGCUGCCAUGCUGGUGGACUUUCUCAUGCCUUGGUUCGUUGGAGUGGUCUUGUGUAGCAUAAAUCAAACCAAUAAUCUUUUCUACUUUAGCUUGCAGAAUCCAAGAAGAAGCCUAAAGCGAAAAAAGUGUCAGAGGAAGAACAAAAGACGUCAACUGAAGCGACGAGUAAAGAAGAGAAGAACGAAGGUUAGUUUGAAAUGCUUCUGUCAUUAUUUUGUGUGUGUUGGUGUUAUGUACUCAGGUGAAUAUGAUGUUUGUGAUGUUACUCUGAGUGUAUAUCCACACCGGGCAAGCUGAAAAGUUAGCUUGGCCACGGUGGGAAUCGAGCCCGCGACCUUUUGGAUACUAGCCCAAUGCUCUGCCAACUGAGCUACGUGGUCAAGUCGGUUCGAGUUGACGAUAUUUCACAAACAUCAUAUUCACCUGAGUACAUAACACCAACACACACAAAAUAAUCUUAUCAUAGAUAUCGAAGGAACACUGAUAUCGAAGGAACUAGACUUAGUUCCGAAAUAUUAUCAACUCGAACCGACUUGACCACGUACUGUAGCUCAGUUGGCAGAGCAUUGGACUAGUAUCCCAAAGGUCGCGGAUUCGAUUCCCACCGUGGCCAAGCUAACUUUUCAGCUUUUGUCAUAUUGGCCAUAGAACCUUCGUCAUUCACACACGCCAUUGCUGACCAUAACCGCUCUGAAGGUCGUAAGGCAAAAAAAAAUAUGGGGGUUUCCGGUUUCCCGACCCUACCUAGCUUUUGGACGUCGAAAUCCCGACCCUAAACUUUUUUAUUGGAUCAUGCUUGUAAGUGUUUCCACUUAGAGGAAAAAGUUUGUGGAAAAUUGAAAUUUGAGGCAAUAUUAGGGAAAUUUAUCUUUGGAUGUGGAAGCACUGACUAAACAAAAUGGCGUCCGCUUGUUCGGAAAAUUAAAAAAAAGUUAAAACCAACCUACCGGAAACCCACAUGCCUAAAAAUCAGCUUUUAGACCAUUUUCCCCAGCUAAAUCCAUUUUUUUCUAACGGAACGUAUCACUAGUCCGAGUUAUCAGUUCAUAAAACCAUAGUAUUACACUAUUACAGUAUUCUUUAAAUCGAUGUCAAAAAACGAAAUUUCGGCACACUCCUUGCCAAGAUGGCGGAAAUUGAAGGAGCUAGUGGACGUCAGUUCCAGUCCCUUUCUAUCGCUUUCGACUGCGCGGUUAACACGAAGCUGGCUUCACUUUUUGAACUGGAGUUCUCGAUCCAGAUAUAUAUCGAGCUCAGUGCGUAUAUACAAUAAAAGUUUAUGACCAUCAACUUUUGAUGAUGAUGUAUGUGUUUACUGUUUAGAAGCACAAACGUCCCAGGAAGUGAAAACUGAUUCAGAAGCUGAAAAGCAGGCGACAUCUGGUCUCAAUCCAAAUGCACAGGAAUUUCGUCCGAGAGUUAAACGAAAUACGCCAAGCCCUGUGAGUACAACUACAUAUAAAACAUUCACUUUAGAAUGGUUAAGUAUAAUUUAAAAUACCAGCAGGAGUGCUUUAUCAGAUUUAAAACACGAGCGACAGCCAAGUGUCUUAUGUCAGAUCAUAGCCUAUCUAAGGGAAGAUGGCUGUGAAACUCAUUAGAAUAACAAUAUAACUCAUUAUGAUGUUAGUCAACGUUUAUUCAUAAAUCUGGUCCUUCACCGUCACGUGUGUAUUGUAUUUUUGUCAAAUCCACCAAUAGCAAUUUCCAGUUCCCCUAUUGUUCGAGUCACGGAUAGGUGACUUUCCUAAAACAUUGCUAUUGGGUAAAAAUACAAACACACGUGACGGUGAAGGACCAGAUUUAUGAAUAAACGUUGACCAACAUAGAUAAUGAGUUAUAUUGUUAUUCUAAUGAGUUUCACAGUCAUCUCCCCUUCGAUAGGCUAUGGUCUGAUAAAGCGCGGACUGCCAGUGUUUUAAAUGGCUUCAAAAACUCGUUAAUAAUUCAUGAGGAAAACACAAAGAAAAAUCAUAAGCGUGUUAGAGUGGAUCGAUAUUGCGAAUACCGAUAUACCGGUAUUUUUAACCUGUUUUUUUCAAGCCAAACUGAACUGCUGAACGUCGAGAUAAAUCAAGUUUUGACAAGAUAUUAAUGUGACACAUACAUCACUGUUAUUAGUGCAAAUGUCACAAGAUUCGCAUUAUCAAGCUAUGUUAACGGCGCUAAGCGGCAAUUAUUACUGCCCGAUAAAUAUUUCAAAAAAAAAAAUUGAAAAGGUUUUCGCUGCUUCGCAAAUGCUAGUACUUCCACUUUCCAAAAUCAGGUUCAAUUUUUACCGAAAUUUUCCUUAAAAAAUUUCGCCAUUUUAAAAAUCAACGUUGUCUAAGCCGAGAAAAUCAAAGCUAAAGUUUAUGAUUUUUUAUCACAUACAGCAGUGAUUUCCUUUGGCUUUGUCUUUUCCUCAUGAAUUAUUAAUGUUUUUAAAUUCUGUCCAAUGUCUGUAAGGCAAAAAAAAAACAUGUGGGUUUCCGGUUUCCCGACCCUACUUCAACCUCGUUCCCAGGGUAUUUGCUCUACUUAGCUUUUGGACGCCGAAAUCCUGACCCUAAACUUUUUUAUUGGAUCAUGUUUGUAAGUGUUUCCACUUAGAGUAAAACGUUUGUGAAAAGUGGAAAUUUGAGGCAAUAUUAGGGAAAUAUAUAUUUGAAUGUGGAAGCACUGACUAAACAAAAUGGCGUCGAUCUGGUUGUUAGGAAAAUUUUAAAAAAAGUUUAAAAAAAAUUAAAACCGACCUACCCUACCUAAGUUUUUACAAGAAGAAAUAGGAAACCCACAUUUUUUUUUGGCCUAACAUAAUCUUGACUGUAUUUCUCUUCAGAGAUCAAACAGUACACCAUCAAGCAGUGGGACGCCUUCACCUUUCCAGAAUAACUCUCCAUUCCAACACAACGUUUACCCACCCAACAAUAUUUAUACAAGAAAUGGGCCCAGAGGUAGAGGUAAGA
Paramuricea clavata is the source of this 19489-nucleotide messenger RNA. NCBI's taxonomy places the organism in Eukaryota, Metazoa, Cnidaria, Anthozoa, Malacalcyonacea, Plexauridae. The record is from the annotation of a GenBank genome assembly.